AUUCAUUGCGCACAAGCCCCUUGGUCUCCAUGACAGCCUUGUUAUUGUUGCUCUGUAGAUAAUCAUGGAUGGAUAGAGUUUGACUGCAAUAAUCUUCAUGGAGCACAUACCAAUAAAUCCGUUUUAGAUAUGCUGGAAUCGUUUCAUAUUAGCGGCUCUUCUAUGUCAUCCACGCCGGGUUUAAUAUAGGAGGUUAGGCCCACCUCAGUGCUAGUUUUUCCUGCGUUCAGUUGUGUCGUGUUGUCUUGCUCUGUUGCUCUGGAGCCGGUGGAGUAUGAGAAAGCAGCGGUCCAGCGGAGGCCCGGUCCGGACACAGGAGGCUCGGAGUGGCAUCGCGGGAUUGAUGGAGAAGAUGCGCAUGUAACGGCAUCAGAGGAUGAUUUCACGAUACAGCCGUCGGCCUGUAUCUCAUAACCUGGAGAUCAGUGGUUUGUCCCGCAGGUGUUUGGAGCAGCAUCCUCUUCCAGAGGAGGCAGAUGAUGAUUCUGUGCAUCCUUCCAGACUCCUGCAUGAUCUACAAGAGGAUAUGUCCUCAUACAGCAGGUCUGAUGAUUCCUCAUCUACAUCUGUCAGAUCAGGACGUCAGACAGUCACCACAGAAGACACCACUCAGUCCUGGUCUGGUAUCCAUAGUUACACAGGAACUGGCAUCUCUACAGAACGCAGCUCGGUCUUCUCGUGGGGCUACGAUGAAUUCGAUAAAGCCGCCUCAAGGCAGGUCCAGCAGAUGUUUGAGGAGAUCGAUGAACUGUUGUACGAGAGAAAGUGUGAAACUCAGCUCAAAGGUCUGCAAGAUGAGUGUGAGGAGUGGGCUUCACGAUUUCCUCAUCUACGGAUCCUUGGGACGCAGCUGGUGUGCCCGACAGAUGAAGGGUUCCAGUGGUACGCCACAUCAGCUCCUGUGCCCAUGUCCUCCGGGAGCGGACAAAGCAAAGAGAAAACGGCCAAUGAAUUGUGUGUGCAGGGUCGGAGGGCUGUUUUAUGUCAGCCCUCUGUGGAGGUGACCCAUCCUAGUGCCACCCCCAGCAGUAACCAUGGCGAUGAGAUGCCCAGGGUGAUUGAGGCUGAGGGCCUGAUAGAAGAGUACCUCGCGUUCGACUGCAGAGACCUGGAUGAGGAGUGGGAACGCGAGUAUGUGAACAGGCGGAGACACUGCCUGCCCCCCGUCUCGCCAUAUCGCUGCCGUCGUGAGGCUGUGCUUGAUCUGCUUUUUGAUGAUGUGUGGCGUGAGCUGAUUGGCUGGAUGGAGGAGCUUGUCCGUAGGCAUUGGGAAGGUUUUGUGUCAGAUGAUGAAAAGAAUGCUGUGGCCCUCAGCCCUGCAUGUCCUGACUCCCAGAAUCCUUUUGUGCUGCUGUCCACCACCUCAACGGUGCUUCCUCCACUGUCUCAGACCAGAACACAACAGCUCACAGCCAACAUGCAGGCUCAGAGCUCAAAGCCAUGGGGUUCAAAGCACAAGACAAGACGGAAAUCCAAAAAGCAGAGAAAGACAUCCACUACCAAUCGAGUGCCUGUAGGGGCGGCUGUUACUCAUCACAAUCUAAAUGACCUCAUCAUGAUACACGGCAUUCCACUGCAACAAAGGAACCUGGGAACUCUGGACCGAAUAUCUCAGGACUCCGAGGAGAAAUUGUCUCAUCGUCCUGGCUCUAGCGCCAUUCCCAAUAAUAAACCCCGCCCUCGCCGUCCCCUGGAGCAGAGCACAUCCUCCCUGACCCGCCCCCCUCAGUCGGCACGGCGACGGAACCCACCUCCUCGCACCUUGAUGCCAUUGACGUCCAGCGUAGCGCAGCCCAUCACUACCGGGUCUAUGGAAGAGGUGGUUAGAGGAACAAGAUUAACGACUGCCAGCGAUCGUUUGACUUCACCUCCGAUGCCUCUCAGCAGAAAUACACUCCUUCCUCCUAUUGGCACAGGAGACCAAGAGCACUCACCCUCCGGACAACACUCAAGGCUCAUGCAGAAACACAGAGGCUCGUCCAGUCGCGCUCAUAGCGCAGUGACUGAUGAAGGUGUUAGUCUGCAACCUCGAGACAAACUGCACCUGCUUGAUGUGUUUUCCAGACCCAACACUACACACACUUUCAGGUCGGAUACCCCUUAUCGUCGUUCAUUCACUGGAAUAGACAGCAUUGGGCAGGGGCGACCUGGCAGAGCAUCUGUUGGCAUAGAUUCUCUAGGAAUUGGUGUAACUGGUAUCAGUUUGGGCAUCAGCAGCUCUUCCUUCAUAGACUCAUUUUCCCAUCAUCCCCUAGGCCACUUCCCCAUAGAGCAUGAAGAGGAGCCAGAGGCAAAGGCCCCUCCUUCAGUGUCUGUUCCAGCACGCUCCCACAACAGAGGCGGUACGACGGCUCGUAGUAGCAGAACAGGGCUUUAACACGCACGCACGCACACACCCCUUUUUAAACCAAACCCACCUAAGCACUGAUGCAACUUUUCUUCAGUACUGACAGACUCUUUGUAUACCUGCUGGACUUUGUAUAACAUGCCAUUUGGGCGUGUACUUUAUUUAUGAUGACUAUUAUUAUUAAAAAAAAGUAUUGUUUCAUGUAUAUUCAUGUUAUGGAUUUAAAUUUUCUAAUACCUUAUUUUUUUAUAUGGAAUGAUUCAGCUUCAUACGGCUGCCAAACACAGGAAACGGUCUAUCCCUUACAUCUGUCGAUGUAUUGUACAUGCUGUACUGUAUUCAAUAAUGACGGUCUAUAUGAAUUUCCUAUGCAGGCUCGGCUCUUAGAAGAAAAGUUUUACGGUACUUCAUAGUGUGAUAGUUGCCGUCACCAGAAAAUAAAUCGUCCUGAUUAUUUAAAGUUUUGCACAUCUUCACAUUUUUCACUGUCACAACCUUGUGUACUAUAGGACAAUUCAGCUUAACAUACUGAUUGUUCACUGGGUUAUUGUCAAUUUGGUAUCAUAAUUGUAUCCAGGGUUUUAUUCCCACACCCCAUCAGUCUUUAGGAACAACAUGACCCUGUUUCUCAGGGGCAAACAAUACAUUUUACAAUUGUGGUACAGAAUUACAGGCUAUAUAAUGAGAGCUGAAAGAGGAUUUAAAGUUUCAAGUUUCUUAUUAUUUUAAAAUAAGGCUUUGUAAUUAAACCUUAGUCCCAUAAGCCAUACGGAGAAUGCAGUGUUUGGCCUGACAAGAGACAGAAAGUUAACGGAUGUAUUAUAUACAUAAUAAAUGCGCACAAUUAAAUUCAAUUAAAUAAGGACGGUCUAAUUUUUUUGACUUCCACUAAAAUAGCCACAUUGUUUCACAUACAACUUUUUGGUAUCUAUUAAAUGUGGCUCUUAGAGGUUUGUAAUGUUUAUGUGGCAGCUUCAUUGAUCAUCAGCUCUAACUGAACAUUUAUAUUUAUCAGAUUUGAAUAAUGUGUUCGAUUUGUUUUUUUUUUAUUCACUUUAUAUCCGUCUUGAGAAUUACAAAGCUUGUAUUAUGAUUGUAAUGAUGAAUUUCUUUACAGCCAUAGUGAAGUGAUGUCACAGGAAGCUACCUGCCAUCGCUUCAUACCCCACCCUGAUGCCUAUGAGACAGAUCCACCAAUUCUUCAUUCAGCUUAGCAAGGACAAUCUAAAAUUGCAGAAGUUGUAGCCAUAUUUGAAUCCCAGUAGAUAUUGUGCUGUCAGUUUGGAGACCAAUUAAAGUGGGCAGAUUUCAAUGUGGAUCAACUGAGAUGACUAUGCUCUUAAACACAAAUGCAUAUACAUUUUUGUGAGUGUUGGGUUUUAUAUGUGGAAUGAACAAAUUGUUGGGGUUGAGAUGACAGAGUUGGAUAGGAGUGUAUGCUUGUGUGCGCUGGUGUAUGUGGUGGAGGUGAAACGCCUCUGUUUUUCUAGGUAUAGCACCGCUGUAUCUACGACAAUUCCCUUUGAAUGUUUACCCCUGUAAGAAUGGCAAAUAAAAAGUAAUUAUUU
This is a messenger RNA of Misgurnus anguillicaudatus (oriental weatherfish), 3915 nucleotides long. RefSeq names its product family with sequence similarity 149 member B1 (gene fam149b1). Gene Ontology annotation, biological process: protein localization to cilium; cilium assembly. Lineage: Eukaryota; Metazoa; Chordata; Actinopteri; Cypriniformes; Cobitidae. The record is from RefSeq and is a predicted model, not a curated record.